UACGCUACGCGCGCUCAUACGUACACCUGCCGCGUGCCAGCGCUACCGUUUGUCGCAUUAAAAUUGUGCUCUUUUAGUCGAACAAGUGAAUUGAUUUGUAUAGCGGAUACAAAGUGAAAAAUAUAACAAUAGCAAUAAAGUUAAAUUAAAUUAAGCGAAUAAUAAAAACACAUUAUUUUAACGAAAAAACACUCCCUCCUUUCAGCAAUUAGUACGCCCGCCAGCGGCAGUGUCGCAGUUUUUUUGACAGUCGCUUUGCAAAUCGCGCCACUUUGUAAUGAACGCUUGUGCAGUUUGCGUGUAGUGAUUGCUUGUGUUGUUGUAUCCUGUUGGACUGUGCUUGGUGUUCUGAGCGCAGGCGCGCGCCUGUUGUGUUCGCUCAAAGCUCAAUUUUUACGUUGGAUCGGGCAGUUCAGCGCCUCGCUGCGCGUGUGUGCUCGUCAAAAUGAAGUUCUUCGACGCAUUUUGCUUUAGACAACGAGUUGCAUUCUUCGAUAAGCAAGAGGGAACACUGACCUUCUGUCUGACAUCGAGAGGCACUGUUUCGACGACAAAUAGAACAUUUCUGCCAAGUGAAACCGCUGCUGAGCCAGAGCUAAGUGUCGAUACGCCGGCUUAUUACAGAUCUCGUGACGAAGACUACGAAACAAUAAACAAUAACAACAAUUAUAUCUACACAAUCCAAACGCAGAAGGAAACAAAUUGUGUAGUGCUACAGCAACCAACAACAACAAAUAAGCACAACGCAUUGAAAGCAACACACGGCAAAGCUGUAAUCCAACAGCUAAGUGUAGCAGAGCUUGCGUACAUACAGUUAGACGGCAAGUAUCCCAAACCCGCUGAACGCUUGCCAGCGCAGUUGACAGCCAAAGCCCCAGCCACGGCUACCUUAUCCGCUUCGAAGACCACACCGAGUAUACAAGGCAAGUCGACGAAAAUGGCAUCCAGCGCUAAUUUGAAUAGCACAGGUGCCGCUGCGCCACACUCCACCUCCGAGAAGCAGCCUUGGCCCAACUCGAAGGACGACUAUGAAUUGCGCGAUGUGAUCGGCGUGGGCGCGACCGCGGUCGUACAUGCCGCGCUCUGCCUGCCACGUAACGAAAAGUGUGCCAUCAAGCGCAUCAAUCUGGAGAAGUGGAACACUUCUAUGGAUGAACUGCUCAAGGAGAUACAGGCGAUGUCGUCGUGUAAUCACGAGAACGUCGUCACCUACUAUACAUCGUUUGUGGUGCGCGAGGAAUUGUGGCUGGUGUUGCGUUUGCUCGAGGGCGGUUCCUUGCUGGACAUUAUCAAGCACAGAAUGCGCACAGCGAAUUGUAAGCAUGGCGUCUUCGAUGAACCGACCAUUGCCACUGUUUUGAAGGAGGUACUCAAGGGUCUGGAGUAUUUCCACUCGAACGGACAGAUACAUCGUGACAUCAAAGCGGGUAAUAUAUUGAUCGGCGAUGAUGGCACCAUACAAAUUGCCGAUUUCGGUGUGAGCGCCUGGCUGGCGACCGGUCGUGAUCUCUCACGCCAGAAGGUGCGUCACACAUUUGUCGGCACACCGUGUUGGAUGGCACCCGAGGUGAUGGAGCAGGAUCACGGUUAUGACUUUAAGGCGGACAUCUGGUCGUUUGGCAUCACAGCCAUCGAAAUGGCUACGGGCACAGCGCCAUAUCACAAGUAUCCACCCAUGAAGGUGUUGAUGUUGACGCUACAAAAUGACCCGCCCACAUUGGAUACUGGCGCGGACGAGAAGGACCAAUACAAAGCCUAUGGCAAGACAUUCCGGAAAAUGAUUGUGGAAUGCCUGCAGAAAGAGCCCUCAAAACGGCCCACCGCCAGUGAACUGCUCAAGCAUGCCUUCUUCAAGAAGGCCAAAGAUCGCAAAUAUCUGACACAAACACUGCUCGCUUCCGGUCCAUCAAUGGAGACGCGCGUACACAAGGCCGCGAAACGGCAACCGGGCGCCUCCGGUCGUUUGCAUCGCACCGUCACCGGUGAAUGGGUGUGGUCGAGCGAAGAGGAAGACAAUGGCGGCAAGCAUCACUCGUCCGACUCCGAAUCGGACGAUCGACCCAUCAAUCGGCUGGAACGCGCCGAAUCGUCGGACAGUGAUCACGAUGACUACUCAGAGACUACAGCAACCGCAACAGAACCGGCACAACAACCGCAGCCACAACAACAACCUGCUGUGGCGAAUGUCGCAACACCAGCGGUGAACAUACCCACGCCGACAACAAAUAAUGCACAACCAGCAACAACAGAAGCGGCGAUAGCACAAGCUAUGACGGGUGUGGCGCAAAUGCCGAUGCCCUCAGCGGUAGCGGAUGCCGGCGAAGCACCACCGGUCAAUCUGGUGCUGCGCAUGCGCAAUCAGCGACGUGAACUGCACGAUAUACGUUUCGAAUUUGCCGUGGGCAAAGACUCAGCCGAAGGCAUUGCCAUGGAAUUGGUCGACGCCGGACUCGUCGACGCGUUGGACACGCAACCAAUGGCCGUGCAUCUGCAACAGCUGAUCGAGCAGCGCGCCGCACUGAAAACCAUAACGUUCCAAUUGAAUUCGGGCGUGCAGCCGGGCGAGGUGCUCGACGAUCGCUCGUUGGUAGGGUACGCGCAGAUAUCGAUAACGGAUUAGGAGGAGCAGCAGUGUGCGUUAGCCGAGUACGCGCCAAAUGCUUGAGUGUGACUUUGAGUUGUAGAAAUCUAAAGCUGGCAGCCUUUGCUCUGCAGUUUGGAGCUUACAAUUUUUACUUUUGUAAUCGAUUCAGUUGCGAAUUCUUCAAAUGUAGUCUUAAAAAAAUUGUAAUAUUUCUUAUUUUUAAUAUUAGCCAAACAAAGCAAAGGCCAACGCAUAGCGUAAGCAGUGGUGUAACUGUAAAUUUUAUUAAUUUAAUAAUAAUAAUAAUUAAAUAUUAAUAUUUUUGGGCAUAAAACUGUUCUUAGUUCUUAAUGUAGGUAGUUGAGCGCUUUGUUUGAAGCGGACACUCUCACACAUAAAAAAACAAAAACACACACACACACAUAGUGUAAACAACUGAAAGUACUUACGAUUACAUAUUUUCGAUAUUUGUAAUUAUUUAUUGUAUUUUUUUUAUAAUUAGCAUAAUGCGCCGUUCUUAUGCAGUCGC
Zeugodacus cucurbitae (melon fly) is the source of this 3113-nucleotide messenger RNA. It is a transcript of the gene fray, whose product is annotated as serine/threonine-protein kinase OSR1. Lineage: Eukaryota; Metazoa; Arthropoda; Insecta; Diptera; Tephritidae. Gene Ontology annotation, molecular function: protein serine/threonine kinase activity; ATP binding. Gene Ontology annotation, biological process: protein phosphorylation. Bases 446 to 2620 code for a protein of 724 amino acids. The record is from RefSeq and is a predicted model, not a curated record. The transcript has 2 exons.